Pocillopora meandrina is the source of this 8596-nucleotide messenger RNA. Lineage: Eukaryota; Metazoa; Cnidaria; Anthozoa; Scleractinia; Pocilloporidae. The record is from the annotation of a GenBank genome assembly.
GGUUGGGAUGAUGUAGGUUUCCAUGGCUCCCCUCAAAUUCCAACACCAAACAUUGACGCACUUGCCAACGAAGGCGUCAUAUUAAACAACUACUACGUGUCUCCGAUGUGCACUCCAACUAGAGCGUCAAUCAUGUCUGGAAAACACCCCAUCCAUCUUGGUAAGAUAAACAUGAGCAGCUCAAACAGUUUUCUUUGGUCGUAUAUAUAUAUAUAUAUAUAUAUAUAUAUAUAUAUAUAUGCCGACAUAACUGACUGAUUUGCAAAACGUAUGAAUCAAAGCAAUACAGAAUAAUGUAAAAUGAUGCAUGAUAGAUUAAAAGUAAGGUCAUAGAUAAAUUGACAACUACAAGAGCAAGGUAUGUUAUGUCUUUUGCGACUUUGCAAACAAAGUUUAUCAUAACACGUGUUUGUUAACAAGUAACUGUGGAUCCUUGUGGUAAGUAUAUUUCAGAUCUAGAUCAGACAAGACAGUCGCUUCAUCCGAAAAAAAAAAAAACCGAGUUAGCGUUAAAAAUAAUUUUGGGAAUCAAAGCUCAUGGAAAUGUCUCUUCCCUCGUCAUUAGGUAUUCAACAUUUCGUUAUCUUCGCCGCACAGCCUUAUGGUCUUCCGCUGAAGGAAAUAACGACAGCGCAGUAUCUCAAAUCCCUGGGUUACCAGACUCACGCGGUUGGAAAAGUACGCAAGUGCACAGCAUACACGUGUCAAACUUAGACCAUUAAUUUUCCGUAUUACAGCUCAAAUAAGCUUGCACUAUAAACUUUACACGACAUUUAAAUUAUUUACGACAGUUCUAUGUUCUGCUCGCUUUGAACUCAUCUAGUACUUGAAAGAUAAGGGAAUGAUGGGUGACAAGAAGUGAGGCCUAACUUUCUUUUUGGUUACAGUGGCAUCUUGGAUAUUUCACUAAGGAGUAUACACCUUUGUACCGAGGCUUCGACUCUUUCUUCGGAUUCUUGGGUGCGAAAGAGGAUUACUGGGAUCACAGCUCUUUUGAGGAUUACUGGGGCUAUGAUCUUCGAGAUAACGAGAAGGUAGGCAAAGGCAAAGUAUACGACUUGAACAGAAAUAAAAAAGUCAAACGAAAAAUAGAUCGUUCUCCUCUACAUACCACUCUAACUUCCCACUGAAUUCUAACCAUUUUAGCUUAUGUAAAACCAAGAGGCAGUGGCAAAAACAGUAAGAAAGAUUUUUAUAUCUUCCGAUCCUAAUAAGUAGAUUUUUGUCACUACAGUUUAACUGUCAUUAUUCUAUCAUGCUUCAGCCAAUCAGAAGAGAUGGAGUCUACGCCACGGAUCUCUUCACCCAUGAGGCCAUAAAAAAGAUCAAUGCUCACGACAAUUCUAAACCAAUGUUUUUGUACCUCGCUCACCAAGCAGCGCAUUCAGCCAAUAAGAACGAUCCUUUGCAGGCACCAAAACAUCUUAUUGAGGUAAUAGAAUCAGCUAAAUACUAAUUUGAUUCAUUAAACGUAGACAUCAUCUGAUUCGAGCAUAGUAAAAUUAAUUUUAAACAAGGUUUUUAUCCUGUAGACACAAUGUCUAUAGGUUUAUUUUUAUUCACCAGACUAUUAUACGUUGCAUCUUUAACCAAAUAUGUGAAGUCUAUUUAGGUCCAUCAGAAAAAAAACACCAUACCGGCACUAAAUCAGCUUAAGUUGUCCUUAUUUAAUAUUAUUAGUUUUACGGAAUAAAAUUUAAUGGGUAUUCUCUCAAUUUUUUAAUGAUUAAUAUUAAUACAUCUAUCAUAAAUUUGUUUCAAUGAUCAGUCAUUUACGGUCUUUCCUAAGAAAUUCAGUUUUAUAAAAGACAAAAGAAGACAAAAAUACGCUGCCAUGGUAACAUCAUUGGACGAAUCGGUUGGAGCAGUGAAGCAGGCACUCGCAGAUAAAGGAAUGCUACAGGAUUCUGUCAUCAUAUUCACCACUGACAACGGUGGAGCUCCUUAUGGAUUCAACUGGUAAUUACAUCCACUAAUCAUUACUACUGGUGUGGUUCGCAAAAAGUUUUAAACAUUUGAUAUUCUUUGAACCCGACAUCGGACAAUUAAAAGAAAAUUUACAACAAUUAUCAAAUCGAAUGUAAAUUAAUAUUAGCUCCGUUUUCAAAGAGGACAUAACAGUUCUUUUUAGCGUCACAAAUCGAGUAAACAAAGAUUUGUGUCGGCGAGUUGACCAAAGUUGUCGGCAAAUUGACGUCGGUGAGUUGACCACUGGUGUUUGCGAGUUAACCUGAGGUGGCAAGUUGACAAGUGGUGUUGGCGAGUUGGUUGUUGAAAUUUGCAAGUUGAAAUGUAGGCGUGUUGACAUGUCGGAAAAGUGACCGGUAAUCGAAGUGACAGUGUAUGGAGUCCAUGAAUUGAGUUCGUGGUAGAUUUCUUUUCUCUUAAUGUCAAACAUUUCAAACCCUCACGUGUAAUUUCAAAUAAGAAUUAGUUGUUAGCUAUUACUACGUUCGGUUCCUUGUCAACUGGCAGAUUUUGUUUCUGGAAUAGGAAUGCUGGCUCAAACUUCCCCUUCCGGGCAGGCAAAGACACCCUGUGGGAGGGUGGGGUGAAAGGUGUUGGUUUUGUCUACACUGCUAAUGAUCUCAUCAAGCAGAAAAACCGUGUUUGCACCGGACUGAUUGAUGCAACAGACUGGGCAGCGACUCUAUACCACUUAGGGGGAGGUAAUGCAGAGCUUAUAUCGGCCAGGACUGACGGAAAGAACGUUUGGGAGACGAUAUCGAACGACGCACCAUCACCUCGGGAUGAAGUGUUGCAUAAUAUAGACCCCAGGUAAGCCUUAGACAUUUCCUUAUUUUAACAAUAAGUACGAAUAUAAUGAUUUUAGAUAUAUGAAAUUCAUAUAUGUCCACUGCGGUGAAGAAACGAAUAUAAGAGAUCCUCGCAGCUAAGAACACAACUGAACUAGUAGUUUAAAUAAGACCUGGAAAAAUUCAGGCCCAUACGGGAUUUGAUUUGGCUUAAAAAAAAUUGUGGCAGGUCGGACACCAUUCACUUCCAAUAGCUGAUUGACUUUUGCUGUUGCAGUAUGGGUGAAAAGUUAAGUUUACACUUGCCCAUUAGUGUCAAGAUCAGUGAACUGCAACGUGGUCAGAGCAACAUAAUAAUAGCGCGCGAUCAGCUAGGUUGCAAAUAGAGGCAUGAGAGUUGGGUGCCGGAAUCAUUCUAUUCAUCGCAAAAACCUCUGAGGUCGAUCAGCUUACGAAAAGAGAAUGACAGAGAGGUUCAAUUGGCAAAACAUAACAGUAUCUUACGAUUUUGACCCGUUAACGCUUAAGGGUGAUACGCAUCUAACUUCUUCUCAGUGUUGCCCAGAAAAAAAAAACAUUUAGGUCACGAGAAUAAAGGAAAUUAUUACGAACAGAAGAAGUUCUUGAUGGCUAAACAAAUUCACCUUGUAAGUACUAAAGGAAAUUCACAGAGAAAAGUAUUAGGUUCCAGCACUGUUCGCUGCGCGGGCUCAUUGUGUUGUGUUUUGGACCAAAAUGACAAUGUCUCUACCUUUUCAGUACAAUAAACGGCGAAGCAGCGAUAGACUGGCAUUCUGCAAAUAAACCUCUACUUAGCGCGUCGUUAAAAACAACAAAACAAACAGUAUAGCCUUGAUGACUGUUGGGCAGUUCACAUGUUGUUUAAAGCAGCGCUCAUACUCUACCAAUCCAUUCCACAAUGUUUAACAGAUAAGGCGAGUCGCCUCAUACGUUGCUACCGUAGAGCUAAAGGUGAACAAUUUGUGAUAAAAAAGUGAGAAAAACUGGAUCAAACUCGAUUCUCGGUAACUGUGAACAGCUCCCCUCAAACGAAUGUCGGCUGUUUGUCGGCCGACAGCCGGGUUUGCUGAGCGUGCUUCUCAAUUAUCCGAUUUUCUGGGAUGUGGACCGAUCAGUUAUGUAAUUACAAUUUCAUACAGCACGACCCAUAAUCAUUUUAACUUGUUUACCGUCUAAGCUCCAAUAUUCUCACCUUGAUCAUUAUUACGCACAGACGAAAUUUUGAAGCCAUCCGCAAAGGCAAAUUCAAACUUGUGGUUGGGAUGGAUGACACGUACCAGUUAGGAUGGCACGCGAGGUACCCGACGGAACAUCCUCCUCCCUGGGAGGCAAAUCCAACACUUCCUGGAGCAGAAAUCCACUGUGGCCCGUGGACGAAUGGCAAAGGCAUGUGCGACUCAAAGCAUCACAAAGCUUGUCUUUUUGACCUUGAAAGCGGUAAGAAAACAAUGGCAAUUAACCAACGAACUAAUUUUGAUUAAGAUGCCCGCUACUACAUUGUGUAAAACAUGCGUGGCUUUCAAAAGAUUUACAAAUGCAUAUGUAUUUGUGAUCUACGAUUUCAAGAAAUACUUAUUCCCGGUUAAUAGAACCCUGUUUAUACAAACAGAUGAAAAAAGGCAAACAGAAACAAAAGACACUAAAAAUUACCCCCUUCCUUCCCUCGGUCAUGUUGAAAACUCUGUUGCUGAAAGAGUCGAAAAGUUCAGAGAAUCAAGCAAAAAAGGAAUAGAUGUCUUGUUGACAACAUAGUCGAACACCGCUAUUUGAGUGAUAAAGAUUUUACAACCUGUUUGCAGUGUGUAAUCCUGAUGUUUCUUCUUUUGAUCUCACCGACGACCUGACUAAAAAUCUCGAGACAAGAACCUAAAUCAUGCUCACGUAAGCAUUAUCUCUUGCAUGAUAAACAUCUUAAAAUAACUAAAGGGAAUAUUGAUCCUUUUCCCUAAGAUGAGAGUGGUUGAUGUGGACAUCAAUCAAUAUUGCUCAUAUGAAUUAAAUGUACUUCCCUUGCAUUUUUAGCCACCAUAGAUUAAGCACAAGGUAAGUGUACUACCUGACUUUCAUUGCCCACUCUUUAGGGAACCCUACAGGGAAAAUUUUUUUUUUGGCAUGGAAAUAAGUUCUCUUUUGGAGCUGGUCAUGUAAUGAGGUAAAGAUGAAGAACUUGAAGUAACCUUAAUAAGGCUUGUCUUUCAUAAUCAACACAACCAAGUAUUAUCAUCACCCACAAAAAAAACACAAAACAAUUAAAUAAUCUCUUCCCUUUUUUAAAUCUUUUGUAUUCAAAGCUGUAUACCUACUAUUAGUGUAUGCCUAUCACUAAGAAAAUCACAGAUUCUCUUAUUGUCAAAUUGGAUAAAAUCACACCUGCCACAACUUGUGUUUUCACCAAUGAAGUCUUUAUGAAUAUUUUCACUGACAAUAUUCACUUUGAGUUGUGAACCAGAGAACCUGUCCUGUAGUUUUCUCACCAAAUAUAGCAAAAGAGAGGCUUCAAUUUUUUUAAACUUUUUUCCCACAAAAAUAUGCAUAGGUCGAGGAAAAAGUCAGUUAGAAAGUUCAUGCACUCUCAGAUAAGUGGCUUCUGAAAAUACAUCACUGUAAAUUAAUAUUACCAAUAUUGGUUAAUCUAUCUAAGAGAAAGAUGAAGAGAUGCUAAAAUCAAUCUGUCUCCCUAAAAAAGAGUCUGAGUUAAAAAUAUUAAAGCUUUUUAAGACAUACCUAUUACACAAACCAAAAGAGAAUUUACUCCUUUGGCCAACUUCCUUUUUUCCUUUUUUCCUUUUUUCCCAGAAACCUCUUUCUCACCUCCUUUACAAAUCAUUGAAUAGUCUCAUAUCCUAACACAGAUCUCAAAGCAAGGAUUUUAUUGCAAAUGAGAUAAUCAACUAACACGAAAGGGUAGAAUCACAUCCACUUGGUGGAGAAAACUGAAAACAGACUGAAAAUUCUCUCAAAGAUGAGUUUCCACAAUUAGCCACAGGCUAGGAAAAAAAGUGUACAUGUAUAAUACAUAACUAUAUAAUUUAUGUACUGAGUUAUAAACCACCAACCAUUUCUGCUUGUGUGUAAAUGUAAAUGUAUCACAUGACCAAAUAUUUUCCACUUUGUAUAUUUGUCCUUGAAAAUUAUACGUUUCUUGAAGCUCUAAGUUUUCCUUAGAAAAAUAUUGGUGUAUAUUUUCACCAAAAGGAGGCUAUCCUUCAUAAAAUGAAAUUCAGGCUAUUGCAAUACUUAUGCUUUCAAUGUUUUAUAGUUUCUCAUUAUAAUAAUGAUUUAAGAUUGUCACUUGCAGUGCCAUUCCCCUACUGAAUGACAUUCCCAUAUGAACUGUAGUUUUACCUCAAACCAGAAUGUUGCCCAUCAAAUUAUAUUUCUGCUUAAAAUGUUUGACCUCUUAUUUUUGUCAUUUCAUCAACUUUUUUGUUCUAAAAACCACCUGGCUAAAUAUGGGGCACCAACAAUGACAAUUUUCAUUUACAUUUCUACAUUACUUUUACAUUACAUUUCAUACUUUAACCCCAAAGGUGACUAACAUGUAUCUUAAUGCAUCCAAUAAUAUCCAAAGAUUAUCAAGAAAAAAAAAUAAUGAGAAUGCUCAAACUCAUCAUGUAGAAGUUGCUAUCUUGAUGUAACACCACAUUCUUGUUACUAACUAACUAGGAAAUGUGUAGCAGCUUCAGAGGGCUGAGAUUUAACAAUCAAAUCUAAGCAGUUAACCCUUUAAGUCCCACUAGUGACCUAGACAGAAUUUCUCCUUACACUAUCAGUACAAUAUCAAGCAGACAAGUAAUGAGAAUAAAGAAAAUAUCAGUUAAGGGAUUAUUGGUUGAUCCAAUACCAAAUUCUCCAAAUUAGAAUCAUAUGAAUUGUAUAGCAGACAGUAAGAAGAAUUACUAAUGAGAUCUUGGGAGUUAAAAGUUAAAGGGUGAACUUCAACCAAUGCUGAACUUGUUCCAAGUUUACAUAGUGAAUACCUGAACAUCAGAUUCAACCCUUUAACUACAAGAGGUGACUAACAUGUAUCUUCAUCUUAUAAUAUCCAAUGAUUAUCAAGUAGGAAAAUGAUGAGAAUGCUCAAACUUAUCAUGUAGAAGUAGCUAUAUUGAUGUAACACCAAAUUCUUGUUACUAAUUUGCAAGGAAAUGUGAAGCAGCUAGAGAGCUGAGAUUUAACAAUCAAAUCUAAGCAGUAAAAGGGUUAAGUGAUGCUGAACUUUUUCCACGUUUACAUGGUGAGUGCUUCAUCUUAACCAGAGGGUGAUUGGGCGAAUCAAUGGCGGAUGGCUAUGCAAAGCCAUGACAAAGUCACGGGUUUGAAUAGCUUUUGAGAAUUCCACAUCUUCUUGAGUGUUAUUGCACGAGGAUAUGUAAACAGCAAAUUUCCUCCGUUACCUUAAUAAAAUAUUGCUAAAAAAUGCGCUCGAAUCUAAAACGUCUCAAAGAUGUUUACAUAAUUAUACUUGCGAAAAACCCUUAGUAACCCAUGAUACUAAUUUGUAAAUACAAGUAUUAGCAUAAAGGUAAAACGGUUGCCGACUGCUGGUUGAUCAUGAUAUAACUAAAGAAGUUCAAAUAUUGCCACACAUUGACUUCACUGAGUUGUACAGAAAACAGGAGAAAUUAUUGGCCAGAAUCAGUGGGUGAAAUGAAAAAAAACUACAUUUGCCCGUGUCGUGAAUUUGGACAUAAGCAUGUAGCAAAGUGGGAUAUAAAUAAUGAAUCUUGAUUAAUUUUCAAAGGCUUAAAUGUAAAUAUAUUCAACUGAUGUAUCGUUCUUCGCAAUGAUAGCUACGUUUUUAAACAAACUCUAACCUUUCUCAGCGGGCCGGCAGACGCCUGCUCUGAAUUGAAGUCCAUUAUGAAAUCAAGCGAGCGCUCACAAAAUAGUCGUCAACUCGACAUCAAUAAUAAUAUGCUUAGCAAGAGCAAGAACAGUCCUCAAUUAGAUCUUAAGCAAGGCAACCAGAAUGUGACUGUGACUUAAAAAGCCAAGUUCCACUCAGCAAAAACUUUGAGGUAGAGCUUGCAUUAGCAAUGUGUUCCAAGUCUCUCGCAGGUUUGAAAAACUACCGCGGCUGGUCACCGUGGCUUACUUAGAACUCCCGCCAAUAGAGGCGAUAGUUACGGCGGGGAGGGGAGGGUGUGGAACGCAAUUCUGGUUCAUCGUCAUUAAGAGCACCAAUUUUAAAAGGUCGGGUUUUUGCGAGAACCAAUCAAAUAUGAUAAUUUUAAGUGAAGGUUCUGAAAUAACAAACUAAUCACACUCUUCAAGGGAGUGUGUCUUUAACCAGUUAAAUUAUCAAACGCUUUUGUUUACUUGAAGUAACAAGAACAGAAUGAUUUCAGAGGGUAGCACGGCCUCGGUGGACUUCUCUUCCCUCCCCCCUCCCCAACCUAGUCUGACAAGUUUCUUGACCCUUAACCCCACUCGGGCAAAAUGAACGCCUCAAGGAUCAGAAGUUACAGCUUUAAAUCGAAACCUUUUUCUAUCCCUUUUCGGUAAAACUUUGAGGUGGUAUUUACUCUCGUUUUUCAGACCCUUGUGAAUACAGAGAUGUGUCAGAUGUCUAUCCACACAAGGUUCAGGAGUUGGAAGAGAGGCUUAACUACUACCGCAGCACGGCGCUGCCAGUUGUUUAUCCAAUGAUCAGCCCGAAAGCAGAUCCAAAAAAUUUUAAUAGUUUUUGGGGUCCCUGGGAAGUUCUCACAGAUAAGUCGGAGUACUUUUCUGCAAAGAGUGCUUGUAAAGAAGUGCAUGCAAAACAGGUCCAGCUUGGUUUACAUCGGAUGGUAUACUCCAAUCAAACCCUCUAA